Messenger RNA from Bombyx mori (domestic silkworm), 2084 nucleotides. It is a transcript of the gene Rbbp5, whose product is annotated as retinoblastoma-binding protein 5 homolog. Gene Ontology annotation, cellular component: Set1C/COMPASS complex. Gene Ontology annotation, molecular function: protein binding. The record is from RefSeq and is a predicted model, not a curated record. The transcript has 11 exons. Lineage: Eukaryota; Metazoa; Arthropoda; Insecta; Lepidoptera; Bombycidae. Bases 633 to 2063 code for a protein of 476 amino acids.
GGGACUUUUUGGCGGGAACGCGAGGAGUGAAGUUGUGUGAUUUGUUUUAUUUUGUUUAUUUAGUGUUUCUUCGGGUUUAAAUGUGUAAUAAUGGUGGUUUAUUAACUGUUUAAUAUCUGUGAAAGUGCACAAAUGUGGGAAAAUGAAACAAAGCCGCUGGACGUAACUUCUCGGGAUCCUCCAAAAAGUCCAUUGAAAUAAUCUUAGUAAAUGACCACCAUUUUACUGAGAUUAUAUUUCAUCCCAUAUCAUCUCAUUUCAUUUCAUCCCACUUGAUUAAUGUCUCAAAUUAAUUAUCUUCAUUUCAUUUCACUCCAUAAUAUCAUUUUUCAUAAAAAUAUGAAUAUAUGUAAAUUAAAAUAAGACAUGACUUAAAGGUCUCAGUUACCAGGUCAUAAAAUCCCUUAAAAAAAACCUUGUAAAUGUUGGCCUAAAGGUCUGGCCAUAAUCUCAAAAAAAAAAAACGGUAUAUCUAUGUAAUUAUUGUAAAUCUAAGUAUGUAUACGAUACGCGAUGCCAUAAAAUAUUUACGCGAAAUUUCGAGGCUUAUUGUUUUCAACAUGCUGAAAUCCCUCUAAAGUAUUUUAUUGGAAAUUAAAACUUGGGUUAUUUCUAAUUUUUUUGCAGACACAAUGAAUUUAGAGUUACUGGAAUCGUUUGGACAAAAUUAUCCUGAGGAAUUCGAUGGUACCCUUGACUCAAUUUCACUGGCUUCAACUUGCGCAUUCAACAGACGAGGUACAUUGCUGGCUGUAGGCUGCAAUGAUGGUAGGAUUUUUAUCUGGGAUUUCCUGACUCGGGGCAUUGCAAAGUCAAUAUCAGCUCAUGUGUACCCUGUAUGCAGCUUAAGUUGGUCAAGGAAUUGUAAAAAGCUAUUAUCAGCAUCAACAGAUCAUAAUGUAUGCAUAUGGGAUGUACUGUCUGGUGAGUGUGAACAGACGUACAGAUUCCCUACUUCAAUAUUACGUGUGCAAUUUGAUCCGAGGAAUGACAAGAGAUUUCUCGUGUGUCCCAUGAGACAUGCAGCCUUACUGGUCGAUACUGAUGGUGAUCAUAAAAUACUUCCUAUAGACGAAGAUGGAGAUGUAAAUGUAAUGGCUUCCUUCAACAGAAGAGGAGACUAUGUUUAUACAGGGAAUGCCAAAGGAAAAAUACUGAUACUUGACUCGCAGACGUUGGCCGUAAAAGCCAGUUUUAAAAUAACUGUAGGCACAUCCAGUACAACUAGUAUCAAGAGCAUCGAAUUUGCUAGAAGGGGAGAUUGUUUCCUAGUGAACACGUCGGACCGCGUCAUCCGGGUGUACGACACCAACACGGUGCUCCAGUGCGGGGUCAACGGUGAACCCGAACCCAUACAGAAACUCCAGGACCUCAUCAACAAAACAACGUGGAAGAAAUGUUGUUUCUCCGGCGACGGCGAGUACAUCUGCGCCGGGUCCGCGCGACAGCACGCGCUCUACAUCUGGGAGAAGUCGAUAGGGAACCUCGUCAAGAUCCUGCACGGAACCAAGGGGGAGCUCCUGCUGGACGUCGUGUGGCACCCCAUCCGCCCCAUCAUCGCCAGCAUCAGCGCCGGUGUGGUAUCGAUAUGGGCACAGAACCAAGUCGAGAACUGGUCAGCGUUCGCUCCCGACUUCAAGGAGCUGGACGAGAACGUGGAGUACGAGGAGCGAGAGAGCGAGUUCGACGUGGAGGACGAGGACCGCUCUGUGGACCAGGCCGGGGACACCAGGGACGACGAGGAAGUCGAGGUAGACGUGACUUCGUGCGAAGCGGUGGCGGCCUUCUGCAGCUCCGACGAGGAGGGCGAGGACGAGAACGUGCUGCUGUUCCUGCCCACCGCCCCCGAGAUCGAGGACCCCGAGGAUGGUUGGGCGGCGACUCAGGAGACGAUCACGCCAGCCGAAACUCCAGAAAAAUUGGAACCUGCAGCAAAGAGGCCUAAAAGCAAAACCUACGACAUAUCACUGAAGAUUCCCCCGCCUGAACAAUCAUUGUCAUUCGGAGGGAAAAACAAACAAGCUGCUGGAAAUAAAAAAGUAGCGGGCAGGCCGAGGAAAUAAUAAAAAUUUAGAAAUUUUGCA